GCCAUCACCGCCAUCCUCACUGAGAGCAACCUCCAGACCAGCUCCUGUUAAAGCAGGAUGAACGGAGUGACGAGAAGCAUGUGCACCUUUGAGGACAUCAGGAGUCAAGAGCAAGGGGAGGGGUGCAGGCGACUGCGGCUCACUCUGCACGACCAGAGGCAGGCAGCUCGGAGCACGGAGCAGCACAGGGACAAGCCUAUUGGACGUGCGUUGGCACUGGUGCAGCCGACCACUGACCGGAUAUCUCUGAAUCCUCAACCGGUCAAAUCUACAACGGAGCAGGUGGAGAUUGUCAAGGUUUAUCUAGAGGCCCGUAAACAGGAGCAGCAUAAGCACCAGGAGAGCCUGCAGAUGCUGUCAGACGAAGUUUCCCAGAUACAGGAGGUGAGGUAUUGCCUGAAGACGCUGAGGGAGCAGAUGGCAGCCAAAAACAAGCCACUCACAAACGGGUGGAAAGUUGGUCUUCCCUUCAGAAAGAGUGCCUCGUUGUCCUCAAGCGGAGCGCCUAAAGCUGACGCACAGGAAGCAGAAGAAGAAGCCGAGAGAGCCAAGCUGAGGGAGGUCAGCAAGCGCUUAUAUGCACAGCUACAGGAAGCAGAAAAGAAACACCAAGAGGACAAAGAGAGACUGCAGGCUGAAACCCGCCGGCUGAGAGAGUGUCUCAGCGACGAAGAGGAGAAGUUGAAGCUCACGGAAGAAGCCAGCGAGAGGAAAGACCACCGCGUCGACGAGCUCCAGAGGUUGCUGGGGGGGAUGGAGCAGGAGAGCGCCACCUUGCGAGUAGCAAUGCGCAACCGCGAGGACGAACUGCGCGAAGUGCGCGAGAUCAGAGAGGAGGGCCAGAAAGGGGCGCAGAGAACUGAGCAGUUGGAGAGGGAGGUGGCAAUUCUCAAAGAAAAGAUCCACCAUCUGGACGACAUGCUGAAAAGCCAGCAAAGGAAAGUCAGACACAUGAUUGAACAGCUCCAGAACUCUCGCAUGGUGAUCCAGGAGAGGGACCGCGUCAUCAAAGAGCUGGAGGAGAAAGUGUCUUUCUUGGAGGCUGAGAACCGAGAGAUGCAUGACCAGAUGGAUUACUUCCUGGGAGGACAACGGUCCAAUUCCUACCUGUCAUCAGAGUGCAACCCCCAGAUCGUCUACAGUAAACCAAUCAAGCUGUCCAACUCAUCCAACAAACCUCUACCUUUCAUCAAAGUCAUUGAGAUCAAGUCAUGAAGUGACUGUGCAGAAAAAAAGACGCCAAUUGUCAAGAAAUCUUUGCAACGCAGACUGAAACUGAACAGCAGCUCUACGACCACAUCGGAUCGCUUCAAUGGUUGUGGUGUCAGAGUUGAGCUUCCUGGACUGUAACUACAACACUACCACUGAAACCACAAACACUCUUGAAGGAAACUGUGUGGUUAGGCGGUACACACACACCGGGGCUUGCUGUAUGUGUGUGCACAAUGAAUGCGUGUGUGUGUGUUUGUGUGUGUUUGUCAGCUUUAAUGUAGAUGCACUAAGCGUACUGAUUCAGCUGAUGUGCAUGUGAAGUUUUUAACAAUAAUAAUGCAAGUGUUUCCCUGUGCUGCCCUGUUUUAAUUGCUUUUUUAACCUUUGGAGUUGAGCAAAGUGCAGGAUGGCAGACCUUUUGCCAAAGUGGGUUCUGACAUUAUCAAGAUGAUAUUCAGUAAUGUAGCAGACAAAGCUAGCUAAGCUAAACGUUUCGUGUAAAAAACUGAUCCUAGUUCCUGUGUAAUCAUUAGUCACUCAUGACGCUGUUCACUUUGUACAGGACGAAGCUUUAAACGUGUACAUAUUGACAACAGUUUAUUAUAUAAGGUCAACACCCUGGGAUAUUUUUUAAUAAUGUGGUGUUAAGCCACAAACAAUAUGGCACUUCAUGAAACUGUGAAGCAGAAGGAAAGAUAUUACUUCAUAAAAGUUUAACUACUCUACAUAUUUCUUCCGAAGCAUUUCAGUUUCCUCUCGUGUUGCCUGCUUGUUUUGUACUCGAUUUUAAAUUAUCUGAUUUCAUGUUUUCAAGACUUAACAACUUUCUUCUUUAUAUUUAUUUAUAUAUGAAAACACCUUGAGACAGAAUGUGAUAGGAGGUUGUUGUUUUUUCCAAUGAAGUGCAUCCUAAUCUAUUACUGUAUCUGUGUUUGUGGUUCUCGGAAUAAAUUACUGAAUGUUAA
This is a messenger RNA of Pseudoliparis swirei, 2177 nucleotides long. It is a transcript of the gene tuft1a, whose product is annotated as tuftelin 1a. The transcript is spliced from 13 exons. The coding region runs from base 58 to 1215 and encodes 385 amino acids. Gene Ontology annotation, biological process: intracellular signal transduction. Lineage: Eukaryota; Metazoa; Chordata; Actinopteri; Perciformes; Liparidae. Gene Ontology annotation, cellular component: intracellular anatomical structure. The record is from RefSeq and is a predicted model, not a curated record.